Messenger RNA from Ostrinia furnacalis (Asian corn borer), 2120 nucleotides. RefSeq names its product SET and MYND domain-containing protein 4-like. NCBI's taxonomy places the organism in Eukaryota, Metazoa, Arthropoda, Insecta, Lepidoptera, Crambidae. The transcript is spliced from 3 exons. The coding region runs from base 151 to 1920 and encodes 589 amino acids. The record is from RefSeq and is a predicted model, not a curated record. Gene Ontology annotation, molecular function: histone deacetylase binding. Gene Ontology annotation, cellular component: nucleus; cytoplasm.
UAACACACAUUAAAUGCACAUUAUUAUCUAACACGGUGUGGUAUAAAACUAGCAUUUGCAGUGUUUCAGUUGUUAGUUUUUACGUGAACGCGAACUACGAAGGCGGUCAAAGUCAACUGAGAAAUGUAAGGUAACUUCCUUACUUUCAUCAUGAAUUUCUAUGACGACCCCAAUGCAUUCCAAAAAUUUUUAUCCGACAAAAGGUUAAUUGAUGACAUUUAUAAUUCGAUAAAACAAAAAGACAAAGGUGUAGCUGUUGUGACGGCUCUCGAAAUAUUGAUGAAAACAAAAAAACUUCCCGUGAUAAGGAAUGAUCCCAAACAUGAGGGUGUAUCAAUACAUUUCCGGAAGCUUGGUGACAAAGCCUGUGAGGAGGGAGAUUACAAGAAGGCAUUAUAUUUCUAUAAUGCGGCACUACGUAGAGCACCAAAAAAUUCCAAUGCUUUACUGGAAGCAUACUUUGGCAGAUCCAGUCUCUUGUUCCAUACUAAAAAUAACUACUGGCCAAAUUGCUCGAUUGAUAUUGAUAUUUGUCUUGCGCUUGACAACGGCGCCUAUGAGUCAAGACUUAAAGAAAUGAAAGCCGAAUGUCUAUUUGAUAAACAGUUACUAGAGUACGGUAACCCUUCACGGAAUACGUUUAUCGAAAAUUUCUUUACAAUUCAAGGAAAAACACAAAAACAAGUGCCAAGUGUGAGUGCGGCAGUUGAUUUCAUCAUCAAAGAUGGGCGGACCAAAAUCAUCGCCCAAAAAAACAUUCCCCUAGGAACACUGGUCGCACUUGAAACUGCGUAUGUUGGACUUUUGAAUCCAGAAAAUCAAAUCAGGGCUUGUCAUUACUGUCAUGCGUUCUCGUUAAAUUUGAUUCCAUGUGACAACUGUAACUACGCGUUAUUCUGCAACGAGGAAUGUAAAAGGCUUUGCUAUGAGGAGUAUCAUGACGUAGAAUGCCAUAUUAUUCACGUGUUUCAUGUAUUAUGUGCUCACAAUUUACUAUACUGGUUGUCUGUAAAAGCAGCAAUAAAACUAAAGAAAAAAUGCACCUGGGAGGAAUUCAAAAUUAUAUCCUCACACUUAGGGGUGAAAAAGAUGAAUUCCAGUUUAAUAAAUGAAGUAUAUGAUUUAAACAACAAACUAUCUAUUUUGAACGUCAAUACUGACAAGCAUUUCGUUUUUGGAACGACUUAUAAUGCGAUUUUUAUUUAUGCAACCAUCAUUCAUUAUUUAGAAAGCGUGCCAUCUUUUUUUCCUAGUGGUGAAGAAAAAGCUGACGCUAUACGGUCCCUGGGUAGGGUAUUGCUUCAUUUAAAUAUGACAAUGGGGACUGUAGCUAUAGAAACUUCACUUGUCAACAGUACCGCUCAUGACAAAAUAACAAAUGUCCCGGAGAAAAAUGUUGGUGUGUUUUCAUUUACAAGUAAACUGAAGCAUAGCUGCGAUUCUAAUUUGUAUGUGGUUGGGCUAAACAACAAAGUAGCUCUAAUUGCAUUGAAACCAAUCAAGCCCGGAGACGAGUUAACAAUAUCACACGUGGGUCACUGGUAUGAGCAUACGUACAAAAACCGUACGUUGCACCUGUUUACCAAAACACAAAUAAGGUGCCAGUGUGUUGUCUGUGUGGAAUGGGGAGAGAAAAAAUUGCGAAAUGCAAAAAUGAACAACCAGCAAAAAAAAUCAUACAACAAUUUUAAUUUCUUAAAAGCACAAUUGUUUUUGGAAUUCGCUGGCACGAACAGGAGAACAGAAACGCUAUAUAAAGAAUCUUGUAGCUGCCUCACUGCAUUCAGUGAUCAACCAAACACCAAAGAACAUUACGAACUUUUUCAAGAUUUUAAAGAGGCAAUAGAAUAUUUGCAAUGUAUAGCUACCAACAAUAAAACGCUUUUGGAACCAUUUCGUUACCCUGGAACCUACAUUUAACUAGUAUCCAAUUAUCGCUUUGUGAAGCGAAAUCGAUGUCAUGCAUUAAGAUAUUCUUAUUUAUCAACGAAUUUUAUAUAAUUUUACAUAACACGAAUUUUAUAAUAUAACAGUUAGUUGUCAAAGCAACUUGUUAAAUAUUAACUAAAUAUUGUCUUAUUAUUAAUUUUAUUUUAUGAAAUAAAUAUUGAGAAAAUUAA